Mizuhopecten yessoensis (Yesso scallop) is the source of this 4674-nucleotide messenger RNA. RefSeq names its product gastric triacylglycerol lipase-like. Gene Ontology annotation, molecular function: hydrolase activity, acting on ester bonds. The transcript is spliced from 10 exons. Lineage: Eukaryota; Metazoa; Mollusca; Bivalvia; Pectinida; Pectinidae. Gene Ontology annotation, biological process: lipid metabolic process. The record is from RefSeq and is a predicted model, not a curated record. Bases 146 to 1375 code for a protein of 409 amino acids.
AUCCGGUAAGGCUAUCCAGCAACAGAAACUGAGUGACAUGUGACAAUGACCGGGUCCGGAUAAAUUUACUCCACAUAUUCGUUUGAUGUCGAUACCGCGUUAUUAUCGUGAUUUGUUUAAUAUUUAGUAAAAUACCGCAGUAAUCAUGAAUCUCCUACUUUUGGGAUUGUCCGUCAGUUCCCUUAUUGGAACAUGUAAAAGUUUUCAGUCGGAAAUGGUUGCGAAUGUUCUCAGAAACUGGAUACAUUCAGACCCGGAAGUUUUCAUGAAUGUGUCCCAGCUGGUGACCAGUAAAGGCUAUCCCUGUGAGGAGUACACCAUUGAGACCAAGGAUGGCUAUCUCCUGGGGAUACAGAGAAUCCCACAUGGACGGGACAACAGGCACCACACCCACAACAGCCAGCCACGCCCUCCAGUGUUCCUCCAGCAUGGGCUCCUGGGAACCAGCGCUGACUGGGUCAUAAAUCUGGCUAAUGAAAGCCUGGGAUUCCAGCUUGCUGAUGCAGGUUUCGACGUAUGGAUGGGGAAUUCCCGCGGGAACACAUAUUCUACCAGACAUGUCAAGCUGUCUCCCCAUUGUGAUAAGUUUUGGGAAUUUAGCUUUGACGAGAUGGCCAAGUACGACGUUCCGGCCGUACUAAACCACAUACUUACUGUGACUGAGCAGAAUAACCUAUUCUACAUCGGUCACUCCCAGGGAACUUUGAUCAACUUUGCCAUGCUGUCAGAAAAUCCAGAACUAGCUAAAAAGAUAAAACUGUUCGUGGCCCUCGGACCUGUGACAGUGCCUGCCCAUAUCAUAAGUCCACUCAAGUAUUUGGCAAAUGUCCCAGAUCAGAUAGCCUAUUUGUUGUUCGGAAGGAAGGAUUUCCUCCCAAAUGAUCUCAUCAUUAAGAUUUUGGGUGACACACUAUGCAAGGAAACUGUAACCCGAGCUGUGUGUUCAGACAUCUUGUUUCUAUGUGCUGGUUAUGACAUACACAACUUAAACAAGACGAGAUUACCUGUAUACAUCAGCCACACACCUGCCGGGACCUCCAUGCAGGAUAUGAUCCACUUCUCACAGAUGAUCCGAAGUAAACAGUUCCAGAAGUAUGACUACGGAUCAGUGUUGGCCAAUAAACAGCACUAUGGACAGGCCACACCCCCUGUUUAUGAUGUUAGCAAAGUGACCACCCCUGUUGUGCUGUACUGGGCGGAGAAGGACUGGUUGGCUGUUCCCCAGGAUGUCAAAAUUCUGCAGUCAAAGUUGCCCAAUGUUCGCGGGAGUUACGAAAUCAAAGACUGGAAUCACCUUGAUUUUAUCUGGGGCGUUAAUUCGUACAAUGUCUUAUACAAAGACAUCAUCCAGUUACUCCUCAAUGCAACAGACUGAUAGUGUAUAUACUGGCCAUGUGGGCAGAUGCUACCAGGUGUGUCAGCAGACAACACUACAGAAGGAUAGUGUGUGGGCAUGUGUGCAGACCUCAUCAGUCUGAUGGUGUGUGUGGGCAUGUGGGCAGAUCUCCUCAGACUGAUGGUGUAUGUGGGUAGAUAUCAUCAGACUGAUGGUGUGUGUGGGUAUGUGGGUAGAUAUCAUCAGAAAAAUGGUGUGUGUUUAUAUGUGGGUAGAUCUCCUCCGACUGAUGGUGUGUGUGGGUAUGUGGGUAGAUCUCCUCAGACUGAUGGUGUGUGUGGGUAUGUGGGUAGAUAUCAUCAGACUGAUGGUGUGUGUGGGCAUGUUGGUAGAUAUCAUCAGACUGAUUGUAUGAAUGGGUAUGUGGGCAAACCUCAUCAGACUGAUGGUGUGAGCAUGUAGGUAGAUAUCAUCAGACUGAUGGUGUGGGUAUGUGGGUAGAUAUCAUCAGACUGAUGGUGUGAGCAUGUGGGCAGAUCUCAUCAGACUGAUGAUGUGAACAUGUGGGUAGAUCUCCUCAGACUAAUGGUGUGUGUGGGUAGAUCUCCUCAGACUAAUGGUGUGUGUGGGUAGAUCUCCUCAGACUAAUGGUGUGUGUGGGUAGAUCUCCUUAGUGAAGUUGCCUACUUGAGCUUCAUGUUUGCAUUUGUUUAAUUAACAUAUAAUCAAGUAAAACAACGAAUACUUUUAAUAUUGACCAAUAAUCUUCCAAAUUAUCAAAGAAACAAUGAAUUUGUUACAAAUUAACAACAGCAAAACAGCACAAACGAAGCUUACCUGUGCUUACAUUAUGUCUUAUAGACUUUUUAAUCAAAUUGAAAUGUUGCUUCCAGAAAAAUCUGGAGUUUUACUGAAAAUGUCAUUGAAUGCCACUUUGUGAACAAACGACCAAAGAUAUGAAAGUUUGGUUUUAUAUUGUUAAAUGUCCAAUCAACAGCUAUGGUCAUUUAAGGACGUGCCUCCAUGUGUGCAAAGUAUGUCUGCUUGUGUGUGUGUACGCUGGAGGCAGAUAUGAAGGAAUUUUAAUAAUAUCAAGUCAAUCCACGUAUCGUUUUAUUUCAAUUGUUAUUUUAUUUCUCAUGUUAACUUUGAAUUGACGGGUGAAUAACUCCUCCGGACUCGCCACUUAAUUGCCAAGACAUAGUUUGAUAUUUUCAUCAUCAUGUAUAUUAUUCGCAAAUACAUGCAUUUAGUAAUAUUUUUUUCAAAAUGUAACCAGUAGUUUACUUCUUUUAUACAUUGCUGUACGAGUACUCAUCAGCUGCAUACAUUUUUCAGAAAAUUAUCCUAGAUCUGAAGUUUAUGUACACUAGUCAAGAGUAUUAUUUACUGUAAGCUAUGGGUGUGAGAUUGCUAUAUUUUGUGAGCAUGACAUUUGUAAAUGUGCCUGAUGCAAAUCAUAGUUUACUUGAAUAAGGCUAAAAUUAUGGCAUUUGUGUAUAUUUUUAUACCUGAUUUUUGUUUAAUUAUAUUUUACCCUAUCCCAACAAAUAACCCUGUAUACACUUCAGUAUUAAUCAUACAUGUAUAUUGUUUCCUAGCUUUACACUGCAUUACACUGGUUGAUUUACAUCAAGAAAUGUAGGAAAUAUAACUUGUGUGUUUUUCAGUUUUUUAGGUAUAGUAAUUCCUGAUCCCCCCCGCAUAGUUCCUUGUUUAACACAACAAGCACCCUUCACCCAAUUAGCUCCUUUCCUACCUCUCUGGGUUUAUUUCUAAGGCAAUGUAGAGAUUUGUUUCCAAACAAUAUUUUUAAGUAAUUAUAAGUCAUUGAUCAAAUGUACCUAGUUUAUGACUUCUCUACAACAUUUGUGCAUAUUAAAUGAGGAUGCUGCAUUGUAAUUGGCUGAUGGUUUUGAGGAAAUCUUUAUAGGCUUCAAUUGUCAUAUUUCAUUGAAUAUUGCCUGGUAUAUAAUAACUACUCAAAUCAAAUAUGUUUAUCAAGCUAGUACUCUGGUAGUGCUUUUGCGCAAUGGGGAAGUUCUCAUUUUCAAUACAUGAUCUCUUACCGUAGAUAAAAAGGGUCAAAAAUAUAAAAUUAACUGCUUCAAAUGAUUGCCUUCAAAACUAUUACAAGAUAACCCAACAUUUUGUUCAUAUACAUUCUGUAUCUAGCUAGCCGGAAGGAGUGCCUUCUGCUAUUACCAAGUUCUCAUUUUUAUUUCUUGUAUGUUCUAGAUAUUUGUAGUAUUCUUUUUCUGGUGCUAUGUUUGUUUACCCUAAUAUUUGUCAUUUCACAUUUGCUUACCAUUUGCUCAAUUCUUCCAACAUUACAUAGUUCUUGCCUGAAUGGUUAAUAUUUUACUUAAGUCUUCCAUGCGGACAGCCACAGUUCAGUCUCCGAGGCCAUUAUAGCAUAGAUUUUAAGAGUAUUUUCCACCUACCUGUUCAUCUCACUAAUCCAGGUGUUAUAUACACGGUGUGGAAUGGAUGCUAGUAAAAUGUCUGUUGUGUAACAUUUAAGUGAGGCACUAUGGAAAAAGAUGCUGUUUGAAAGACGGUCCCACAACAAAACUGAACAUUGAUACAAGGCUAGCAUAAAAGUAGACACAUGUGGAGGUAUUCAGUCAGUGGCAUAGGACCAGCAAUUUACUGUCCAACUAAGCAACUCCUGCAAUAUCCUGAAUUAGUUAUUAGUAUUAAGUUUAUAGUAUUUGAAUUAUAAAUUGCCUUACAACCAAUACAGAGCGCUAUAUCAAAUGCUGUAUAAUGAUAAUAAUAUACCUUAUAUUACCUAUACAUUUGUAUUGAAUAUUUUUCAUUUGAAAUUUAUUCAACCAAUAUGCAAGUUGCAUUUGUGUUACUUUGUCAAGUAUUUGUUGGUUAAGCCAUAUAAAUGAUGCAUCAACUCCUAACAACAUAUCCUAAACUAUAAUAUAUUCAUGUUUAAAGAAAUUCUUAAAUGAAAUUAUUGGAUGAUGGCAUCUGGAAAGAAAAUUAAUCUACAUUCAUAAAUGGUUAAUAGUUGUAACAAUUUUGUUUCUGCAAAAAAAUGUUAUAAAGGCCGUUUUCUACAAUAUUCCAGUCCAGAUUAAGGAGGUUGGACUGUGAUAUAUGUUGUUUCUAGACCCUCAUGUAGAUCAAAGGAUUGUGGUUAAAAAAUAUCCUGUUCUUGUUAUGCAUUUUGAUAAUCAUAAGAUCUGUGUAUUUUAUGUCCAAUUUUGUAAUUUUUCAUGCAAAUUUAUAUUGUGAUAAAUCCUUAUCAUAACUUAUGCAAAUUAAUGUUUAUACAUGUAAUAAAUACAUUUACAUUCCUGAAAUGUUGUAUUUUGUUGUAU